Molecule: messenger RNA, 2243 nt
Organism: Mya arenaria
Lineage: Eukaryota; Metazoa; Mollusca; Bivalvia; Myida; Myidae
Product: G patch domain and ankyrin repeat-containing protein 1-like
Exons: 2
Coding region: 110-1243 (377 amino acids)
Molecular function (GO): protein binding; nucleic acid binding
Source: RefSeq, a predicted model, not a curated record
UAAAUUUUGCCAUUAUCUCAAUAUUUCAUUUUCGAUACGUUCUCGUCAAUACCAGUUCAUUUUCCAAACUAUGUGAAUUUUCUCAAUGAAAACCAUUGUUGAUUAAAAGAUGUCGGCUGAGUACAGACAUCUGAUCAACUUCAUUCCUGCUGCUUCCACACCAGAGCCAGUCCGUGAGCCUUCUACAUCGGGACAAGGUGAAAAACAACUAGAUGGGGAAGAAAUCAGAGCAUUCUAUGAAGAUGUUGUAAAAUCUGACUUUCAUUGUGAACCAGUAAAGGAAAAAGAAAGGCCUUUACAAAAUGGGACUGCUCAAAAUCACAGGAGUGAAAACAAAACGAAAAAACACAGAAGGGAAGCACAGGAAACAAGGACAGUUGUGAAGGAAGAAGCAGAAUACGUUGAAUUAGGCAUACAUCAACGACAUGCUUCAAAAUUAAAGAAAGAAUCACUGAAGAAGUUUCCUGAGCCUUUAGAAGACUGUGGUAAAGAUUUGCAUAAAAUACAUCACAAGUUACUCACUCUUUCACAGAAUGGUGACAUUUCUGCAUUGGAAAAACUUCUUGGAGAUGGUCAUGUGGAUGUUAAUUUUCAAGACCAAUAUGGCUGGACUGCUGUUAUGUGUGCUGGGGUGGCCGGCCAUUUUAAGGCUGUACAGUUUCUUCUUUCUGUCGGUGCAAGCAGAUAUGUGAUAAACUCUCAGAAUAAAACAGUAGAUGAUCUCUGUCCAAACUUAUUAAGGGAACUUGAAAAAUUGGAAAGGGAAAAACCAAAGAAAAGUAAAAAAAGAAGAUCAUCAUUUUUCUGUGAUAUUUGUGGUUGUGAAUUUAGUGAUUCAACUCCAGUGGAACACAACAGUUCAACACUUCAUUUGUUUAAUAUAGGUCGAAAACCCAAAACUGACCAUUUUAUGUUACAAAAGAACAACAUUGGCUUCCAGCUGAUGGAAAAAUCUGGCUGGGAUGGUCAAAGUGGACUGGGGUCGAAAGGUCAAGGCCAGAAAUAUCCAGUAAAAACUUCACUGAAACGUGAUCGAAAAUGUCUUGGUGGGGAUGAUAAAAAAAGUAAAACGAAAGUAACGCAUUUUGGUCCAAAUGACGCCAGUGCUGUUAAGUCACUGAAAAGGCCACAAGAACGUGUAAUGUCUGCAGCGACUGUGAGUAAAAGAGAAAGAAAAAGGAAAAUAAAGAAAGACAAGAACUGGGAAAGAGAUUUGAGAACAUAUAUGAACAUGCCAGACUAAAUGGAUAUAAGAAUUGUAUAGAUUUCAUACUUGCUUUCAAAGAUUUUUUAAUUGAAAUCAUAAUUAUCUUUCAUUUAUUGUAUUUAUAAUUAUUUAUACCUCUGAUUUUAAAUUUAUGUAAAAAUCUUAUUGUUUUGUUAAAAUUUGUUUGAUUUUUGUAUUUAAGGAAUACUUUUUACUUUAAUUACAUGUGACUUUUAAAAAUAACCCUAACAUUAUUAUUGUAAAUGUGGUAUUGUCACAGGAACAUGUAUACAUUGUAUAUACACAUGUUCCUGUGACACAUUUAACAUUGAACACAUUUAACAAAAUGUAUACAUGUAUUAUGAAAUUGUUAGGCCUACUGUAGUAUGAUGUGUCAGAUAAUAUAAUUUUACAAAAAAAUAUUUUCAACAUUAUGUUUAUAAAAUGAAAAGCAAAACAUAUUCAUGUAUGUGUAAUUUGAACAGAAAAUCUCUCCUCAAAAAGUAUUUUGUGAAGAAAAAAGUGUAUAUGCAGCUUAACUUGGAUUAUUAUUCAAUUACAAUAAUUAUAUUAAAAAAUAAUUCUGACUUAUAAAUUAUUAAAUAUUUUUUUUUAAUAUUAAAUAAAAUAUUACAGUAUGAUUAUAUGUAUUAUAUUGAUGAAAAGUUAACAAUUACAAUGACAAUAAAUUAAGUGGAACAUCAUUGCUUUCAGUAUUUUUUUAUGUGUUUUUUUUUACCGCCAGGACCCAUAUGCAUCAACAUCUUAACUCCGAGUUUUAGACCCAUUGAAGUCUCAAUACUGCAAAUAUUAUUUUCAUGGGAAAAUUUCUAUUUGAAAGGCUUAAUUGGAGGUAAUUGUUGCAUACACAAUCAUGUAUGUAUAAAAUAACUUUUUUUAUAAAGAUUUACAAUUAUUAUUUUGUCAAAAUUAGUUAUUUAAAGACACUUUGUAGCAUUUUAUUAUUUUAUUGGUUAAGACAUUAAUGUACAUGGUUCAUGAUGCCUGAUACAUACCUGUAAAAUUAUUUGAUGAA